CUAUAAAUCUAAAACAGCAUCAUAUGACUUUAAAAAGUAAUGGCUCCCCACUAAGAAUCCUGGGAAACGUAGUUCAUUAAAGCUGCUGAGCAGGGCUGGCCCUGCAGUGAAGCAACCUGAGGCAACUGCCUCAGGUUGGCACCUUGAAGGGGACUGCAGGGCCAGCAUAGGGGCCUCUGCCGCCUCUCUCUGUUCCCAAGAUGCCAGCUGAAGAGAAGCCUUUGCCGCUGCUGUGCAGAGUGAGCGGCAAGCACAGGGGGGCAGCAGGAGCAGGGAGAAGCCAGAGAAAAAAUCCUCACCAGCUGGCUGGAAGCUGCCGCCUAUGCAGAAGGAGCGAGAGGCAAACAAAGAGAGGUCUCGUGAAGCCAAGAUGGGACGCAUUCGAGGUAUGGUCUUGGGAGGUGUAGCCGGCUUGGCAGUGGCCACGAUUGCUAUUCCAGCAGCACUGGGAGCAGCGGGUUUCACUGGAGCUGGAAUUGCUGCGGGCUCUCUGGCUGCAAAAAUGAUGUCAGCGGCGGCCGUCGCCAAUGGUGGAGGAGUAGCUGGGAGUGCUGUCGCCGUGCUUCAGUCAGCCGGUGCUGCUGGGCUGUCUACUUCUACCACAGCUGCAGUGACAGCUGUUGGAGCACUGCUACCUGCCAUCUUCCGUAAAAAAUAAGACGCGCGUGGACAGAGGCCAUAUCUACUUGGAAGAGCAGUACUUGGAAAAUUAUGUUUUGCCGUCAACAACAUAACUCACUUGACUUACCUUAAGUAAAAUGUGAUUUUAAUCAAUGCUACGUUAUUCCUACUGGCCAAAAUGUGCAACAACAUAUAAAGCUUUGAGAAUUAAACAACAAGUAGAAAGUAGAUUGGUUGCAUCACACAAUGCACAUGUAAAAUACUUGCUGCCCCAUGAGGAAAAGAUCCGUGUUUUCCUUAGGAGGCUUAAUUAAUUAUUAAUGGAAUGCAAUUGAAUGCAAGAGGGAAUUAACAAGAACUUCAUUAUUUUUGCAGAUUAAUUGAAAGAAUUGAACAGCCAAGACGGUUAAUCACUGUGGUCUGGCCCUUAGCUGCUAAGUAUCCCGUUUUUCGCGGGAAACCCCUGGAUUUUAAUCCAUUUCCCGCUGUUCUCCCGGAUGGAGAAAAAUCCCGGAAAUCCCCCGGAUUUCCUACCUGCCAGGGAGCCUCCAUUUUGGGUGCCACUCUUCCCAUGUGUGGGCACCGGAAAUCGGCCCGAUGGGAAGUCGCUUCUACACAUG
Molecule: messenger RNA, 1241 nt
Organism: Zootoca vivipara (common lizard)
Lineage: Eukaryota; Metazoa; Chordata; Lepidosauria; Squamata; Lacertidae
Product: interferon alpha-inducible protein 27, mitochondrial
Biological process (GO): intrinsic apoptotic signaling pathway; release of cytochrome c from mitochondria
Cellular component (GO): mitochondrial membrane
Source: RefSeq, a predicted model, not a curated record